AUGAGCUGGCAACGGUAUAUAAAAGAGGUGCUCACAUGUAUCAUCCUUGCAAGCGGAGCCCUGGACCCGUUCAUAGGACCUGAUUUUGUGUUUGAAAAUACUCUCAAACCAUCUUACAUCGGUGUAGAUGCAAAUACUGUAAAUGGGACCUCGCCGCUUGUGAUAAAGCUCGCAAUAAUAUCCCGCGUGGACGCGUUUGAGCGGCGCCAAGCAAUUAGGGAGAGUGUGCUUGAUGGUGUCCCGCAAGAAGAUGUGACUCUGGAGUACAAAUUUUUUGUGGGCCGGGUUCCUUUGCCUCUCAAAAACCAUUCCGUCUCAGUUUCAAGACAAAAAGCGCAUGAUGAGGAAACUAGGAGGAUAAUGAGGAGAAUAGAUAGGGAAAAUGAGGUCUAUGGAGACGUGUUAGUUGUAGAGGAUGUGGAGGACAUCCCGGAACGGGUGGCAGAGAAGCGGUUCGCUGCCCUAAAGUGGGCAAACGAUACCCCGAAGGAGAUGUACGACUAUGCUAUGACGAUGGACUCCGACACUUUUUGUCGAUUCAGCACGCUCGCACGGAGGAUGCGUUAUGACCCAAUGUAUGUCGGACUACGGCCGCGCGAGGAUAACAUAUUAAUUGGGCGUAUGUCUGAGCAUCGGCUAUACUGGGAAAAUACUGUCACCGACAACAGCAGACAUGCAAAUAGGAAUACAAAUGGAAAUGGGAAAAAAGAUGUAGAGGAGGAUAGAUGGAUGACGGGUCCAUCGUAUCCUUAUCCUAUCGGAAUUGGUUACAUGCUUAGCUCACAUUUAACAGCGACAAUGCUGAGUGCAGACCCUGAGCUCCCGCACCAUAUCCACUACCCAUACGACGAUGUUAUGAUCGGCUCCUGGGUAGCAGGGCUCAAGAUUCUACAUGACUCCUCUGCAACAUUCUAUCCCAAGCCUUCAAAGUCUUCUGAUAUUUCCGGCAGUAUGCACCUGCCGCCGUACCUGCCAUACCAAGUUAACACAACAGUCGUAGACGAUAAAAUUGGCUGGCAUGAUUAUAAACGGAGGGGGCUAGUGGCCCAUGCAGUAGGGUGGGAAACGGUGUGUGUUCAUCGAUUAUUGCCUGAGGAGAUGAAGAAGUUUAGAAAGAUGAAAGAAGUCAGGAUGGAAUGGGAUUAUUGA
This is a messenger RNA of Psilocybe cubensis, 1149 nucleotides long. RefSeq lists its product as uncharacterized. Gene Ontology annotation, molecular function: hexosyltransferase activity. Gene Ontology annotation, cellular component: membrane. NCBI's taxonomy places the organism in Eukaryota, Fungi, Basidiomycota, Agaricomycetes, Agaricales, Agrocybaceae. Bases 1 to 1149 code for a protein of 382 amino acids. The transcript has 4 exons. The record is from RefSeq and is a predicted model, not a curated record.